Messenger RNA from Juglans microcarpa x Juglans regia, 921 nucleotides. RefSeq names its product cucumber peeling cupredoxin-like. Gene Ontology annotation, molecular function: electron transfer activity. Gene Ontology annotation, cellular component: plasma membrane. The transcript has 2 exons. NCBI's taxonomy places the organism in Eukaryota, Viridiplantae, Streptophyta, Magnoliopsida, Fagales, Juglandaceae. The record is from RefSeq and is a predicted model, not a curated record. The coding region runs from base 190 to 738 and encodes 182 amino acids.
GUGUGGGCUCACACUCAUCAGUCUUUUCUUCACGUAGGUUUGGGAAAGGAAGCUGCCUGGAAACCGUACGUUCCAUAUAGUUAGCUAGUUGAAAGUGCAUCCUCUGCUUUUCCCCUUGCUCACUUCCCUCACUCACGAGUUUUAAAAGCUAAGAGAGAGUGAACGCUGUUUUGGGUGGUAGGUGUGUUAAUGGCUGCGUUAAUGAAGAUGGUGGAUGUUGCUCUGGUUCUCCUGAUCUCCCUGAGCCAGCUUGGAGGGAACUGGGUCGAAGCCCAAGUGCACCAUGUGGUCGGAGGCGACCGCGGCUGGGACCCAUCUUCCGACGUCUCUUCUUGGUCCUCCGCAAGAAACUUCAGGGUCGGAGAUAAAAUCUGGUUCACGUACUCUUCAUCACGGGAAAGCAUCGCUGAGCUGAAGAGCAAGGAGGAAUUCGAGCUGUGCGAUGUAAGCAACCCUAUCAGAAUGUACACGGACGGCUUGGAUAGCAUCUCACUGGAAGAGAAAGGGAUCCACUACUUCGCGAGCAGUAACCCUGAGAGCUGCAAGAACGGGCUGAAGUUACACGUUGAGGUGCUGCCUCAGGGAGAACCCGAAAUCCCAAAAGUAGCCACAUCGAUGGGCUCCGUUCUAGACGUAGCUGAUGGGCCCGCAAUCCCUUCUAGCUCAGCCCAUCUUGUUGGAAGCUUUAUCCUCUUGGCCUUUGGAUUUCUUUGCUGCUAUGCUGUUGUAGGUGUUUGAAGGUGGACUUUGGUAAAAUUUGAAAAUGGAAAAGAAACGACUCUUUGUCGUUUUGGUAUGUUUAAAUUUAAAAAUUAGGACUACUUGGGAGUUUCUAUCUACAAUCAGUUUGGAUCUUGCUUAUUAUUAUGGAUUAAAAGGAAAUUAUAAAAACUUUGAGCUUUCAGAGCUUGCAAUUGUUGU